Messenger RNA from Exophiala aquamarina CBS 119918, 1281 nucleotides. RefSeq lists its product as uncharacterized. Gene Ontology annotation, molecular function: zinc ion binding; DNA binding. The record is from RefSeq and is a predicted model, not a curated record. Gene Ontology annotation, biological process: DNA-templated transcription. The transcript has a single exon. Gene Ontology annotation, cellular component: nucleus. NCBI's taxonomy places the organism in Eukaryota, Fungi, Ascomycota, Eurotiomycetes, Chaetothyriales, Herpotrichiellaceae. The coding region runs from base 1 to 1281 and encodes 426 amino acids.
AUGCAAGAUGUGGUCGAUGGCACCAUUCCAAAAGUGCUUCUCUUUGCCAUGAUUAGCCUGUCCGCCAGAUUUAGCGAGGAUCCUUUCUUUGCAGGAAUUGACCCCCGGAUCCGAGGCAGACCGUAUGCUCAAGAGGCGGAGCACCUCCUGAACCUGCGUGAAGUCUCUCUGCAGACGGUCCAAGCUUGCGUCCUUAUCGGAGCAUAUGCAAUCACCGAAGGCGAUGCAGCAGUUGAAGCCGUCUUCUACAGCAUCGCCUGUCGCAAUGCCCUCCUGUUGGAUCUCCCCAACCUGGUCGCCGCAUCUAGGGUGGACCAAGAGGUUAACAGAAGGGCAUGGUGGACUCUAUGCAUGAUUGAUGUCUGGUCAUCAAAUGGAAUCCGCCUUCCACGAGCCUUGGCACCCAGGAAUGACGUGCCGUACCCGAUGGAGGAGACGAUCUUCCUGCAGCUUCGCCGGGAAGACUUUGACCUCCCCAGUCCCAAUUCCAUGCAAGAGUCCUCGGCUUCGCUGUUGACGCAAAUGGUCAAGCUCAACGCUAUCCUCGUCGAGAUCAGCACUCUCAAUCAGCAGGCGGCCACCACUCAAGCGUUCGAUUUCAACCACCAAGAGGCCGUUGAACAGCUCACAUUAAAGCUGGAGUCGUGGUAUCAGAACCUCCCAGUCCAGCUUCAAGACACUCAUGCCAACCUCGCCCGCUACGCUGCGCUCGGACUGGGGCCUAUGUUCGUGGCGGUCUACCUCGGAUACUACCACUACGGGCAACUCCUCUACUACCCAUACCUCCACGAAGACUCGUACGACAACACUUUAUACGCAAGAUACUACGCUGACAAGUGCAAGGCACACUCGAUCGGCCUCUGUGAAAUCACCUACCGCGCAUAUUCCACACCCGGCUGUGAAGUAUACUACACCAUGGUGGGCCACGUCCUGGUCAUCUCAUCGACGGUGCAGCUGCACAUCCUGCUCUUCGGCACGGACGAGAUCCAGAUCCGGGCCGCGCGCUCCCGCCUCGAGAAGAACUUCGAGAUCUUGAGCCGCUUGCAGACCUUCUGGCUCACCCUGGAUGCCUCCUUCACCCGAUUCCGCGAGUUUCACAAGGCGUGCCAGAAAUCAAAGGAGAAUUCAUUUCGCAUGGAUCGUUGGAUGCUGCAGUUCCUGUUCGAGUUCGCAAAGCCCGUCGAGGAGAAGGACCCAGAUGAUCUCGCGGAGUUGAAGCCUUGGUCUAUGCAGGACCUCGGGUUCAGUCCGUAUCAGGCCUCUUCUCUGAGGUCGUCGUGA